AAUAAUAUCAACAAUAAUGAUGAUGAAACAAAAGCAACUUCAUUAAAAAGACGAGUUAGUCAAUAUGCUGAAAGAAUUAAGCCACCACCAGAUCUUACCGAAGCAUUACGAUUUACAUUUUAUUCUACAGAGACAGGAACUAUACGCACCAACUGUUUUUCAGAGAUCCCACCAAAAGGUCAAACAAUGACAGAAUUAUUAAAACAAGGAUAUUUUUGGAUUGAUGUAUUAUCACCAACUGAUUCAGAAAUGAGGAUUUUAAGUUCGAUUUUUCAUAUUCAUCCAUUGACAACAGAAGAUAUUGAGACAGAAGAAUCACGAGAGAAAUGUGAAUUAUUCAAAAAUUAUUAUUUCAUUAAUUUUCGAUCAUACAAUCAAAACAAUUGUAAUCCAUCAGAUGAUAUUGAACCUAUAAGCAUGUUUAAUGUUGUCAUGAGAGAAGGGAUACUAUCAGAUUAUAUUAAAGUGACACCUGAUUGGAUCAAUUAUGCUUUAAUUGAUGAUAUAACUGAUUCAUUUGCACCACUUAUACGCCAAGUAGAGUUUCAAUCAGAUGCAAUUGAUCAAUUGGUGUUGGCUUUAAUAGAUUCUUCUGUCUCUGCACACUCAAAUUACCUUGCACAAAUAUCUAUUGAAAUUACACAACUUAGCAACAAAACCAAUAAUAUUAUAAACAAGUUAACAGCAUUUGCCACAAUACUUUUACCAAUGAAUGUUGUAACAGGAUUAUUUGGAAUGAAUGUUAAAGUACCUGGUCAAGAUGAGGACAAUCUCAUAUGGUUUCUCUCGAUUGUUGGAGCAAUUUCAUUGUUUGGAUUGAUAGGCAAUAAAUUUAGUACACCUAUAUCUCUUAAGAGUUAA
Molecule: messenger RNA, 861 nt
Organism: Entrophospora sp. SA101
Lineage: Eukaryota; Fungi; Glomeromycota; Glomeromycetes; Entrophosporales; Entrophosporaceae
Source: the annotation of a GenBank genome assembly